CAGCACACAACUCCUCCCCGUCCCCGUCCUCUCGUUACAUGCAAGGAAAACAGACUACUACUCUGUGGUCGCAUAUCCGCAUUCCGCCCAUGGAUUCUCAAGCUAAACCAACCACCAACCUCACUAUAUACAUACCCAAUCUUAUUCUCAAAAAAAAAAAAAAAAUCAUACCCUAUCUUGCAUAUUUCCUUUCAUCUCUAUAGCAACACUAAGAUCUCUCCAAAAUGGCUCUUCGAACCCUCGCGACAAGGAAUAUCAAAGGCAAACUAGGGCUACGAUUUCAGCAACAAUACCGCGGCUUGAAGACCGUCUCGCUUCCCGAUCUUCCGUACGACUAUGGUACUCUUGAGCCUGCCAUUAGCGGAGAGAUCAUGCAGCUCCACCACCAGAAGCACCAUCAGGCUUACGUAACAAACUUCAACAAAGCUUUAGAGCAGCUCGAUCACGCCAUGGCCAAGGGCGAUAUUUCCUCCGUCGUCAAAUUGCAAAGCGCCAUCAAAUUUAAUGGCGGAGGUCAUAUCAAUCAUUCCAUUUUCUGGAAGAAUCUUGCCCCUAUUCAUGAAGGAGGUGGUGAGCCUCCUAAGGGCUCCUUGGGUUGGGCUAUUGACGUACACUAUGGUUCUUUGGAAUCAUUGAUACAAAAGAUGAAUGCAGAAGCCGCUGCUUUACAGGGCUCUGGAUGGGUGUGGCUUGGUUUGGACAAAGAAUUGAAAAGGCCUUUGAUUGAAACCACUGCAAAUCAGGAUCCACUAGUUACCAAAGGACCAAAUCUGGUUCCUCUGCUUGGCAUCGAUGUUUGGGAACACGCAUACUACUUGCAGUACAAAAAUGUUAGACCAGAUUACUUGAACAACAUAUGGAAAGUCAUAAACUGGAAAUAUGCCAGUGAAGUUUAUGAGAAAGAGUGCCCUCAAUGAAGAAUUCACUACCCUCAAGAAUGGGCUUAGCUGUCAAGUUUUAGACAGAAAGAAGAACGGCUAUACAUGAAGAAGAUGAGGAGUCCCCUACUGUACUAUGGGUUUGCUUGCACUUGUUUUUCCUUGUAUGGAAACUAAAUAAACUAUGUAAAUCUCUGGUUAUCCUAACGAUCCUAACUCCUACCGUGUGUAAACAUUUCCCCUUUGUUCUUGUGUAUUCAAAUUGUUAAACUAUUAUGUUAUGGACU
This is a messenger RNA of Ilex paraguariensis (yerba mate), 1165 nucleotides long. Lineage: Eukaryota; Viridiplantae; Streptophyta; Magnoliopsida; Aquifoliales; Aquifoliaceae. The record is from the annotation of a GenBank genome assembly.